AUGCAGUUGGUAAUUACACUCAUGGCAGAUGCAACACUUCGUCUGGACUUGUCGACUGUAGAGAAGGACCAUGUCUACUACUGGUGCUCCUGCGGCGAGUCGGCUCACGAGUCACAGCCCUGGUGUGACCAAGUCGGAUGCAAGGACACCAAGCCAGAGUCCCAUUCUUGUGGCAGCUUGUGGGGAGGGGUGGCACCUCUGUGGCGGGAGCUCUUUAUUUUCGGCUCUCAAGGUUUUCAGAAAUUCGCUGUCAUGGGGAACUCGGGUAGCAGCAAGGGCUCUCCGAACACGGCCGCCAUUGACGAGCUGAUUAAUUCCAACGACAUGGUGGUUUUCUCGAGCAGCACUUGCCCCUUCUGUCAACAAGCUCUCGCUGCGCUUCGUGAGGCCGGCUACACCCCAAAGGUUGUGGAGUCUUUUGACCGCGGUGCCCUGAGCGCCAAGUGUGGUGGCUCCACAAGCGUCCCCAAGGUCUUUGUGAAGCAGAACUUCAUUGGAG
Symbiodinium sp. CCMP2592 is the source of this 499-nucleotide messenger RNA. The record is from the annotation of a GenBank genome assembly. Lineage: Eukaryota; Dinophyceae; Suessiales; Symbiodiniaceae.